Amyelois transitella is the source of this 5855-nucleotide messenger RNA. RefSeq names its product ras GTPase-activating protein 1 (gene vap). Lineage: Eukaryota; Metazoa; Arthropoda; Insecta; Lepidoptera; Pyralidae. The transcript is spliced from 19 exons. Bases 361 to 3156 code for a protein of 931 amino acids. Gene Ontology annotation, molecular function: protein binding. Gene Ontology annotation, biological process: regulation of GTPase activity. The record is from RefSeq and is a predicted model, not a curated record.
GAUCUGUCAAAUCAAUCGUGAUUUGCGAUUGGAUUGUUCGUGGUCGGUCGGGCAUAUUUUUGUCGUCUUGUACAAAAUCAAGAAAUUAUGCAUCAUUAUUUCGCAUUGCGGUACUGUGUUAUAGUGCAUUAGUUUUUCAUUCUGUUUUGUAUAUAAAAUAAAUAAUAAAUCACGUCAUAAAAGUCGUCGUUUCAUAAUAUUGGUGGUAUUGGUACCUAUUAUUUGAUUAAUUUUUAUCGUAAACAAAGUAAGAUAGUUAUAGCUAUUUUUUCUUUGAAACUCUUUCAAAAGUAUGAAUCCCUGGAUUGUUAAAUAUAACGCGUGAAGUAGUAUAAAAUUUACUGGCGAAUUUCGCUAAAAAUGGCUGAUAUGAUACGUGCGAUGGGGGCUCCAAAUGGACCCCCUGUAAAGGAUAAGUUAGGAUCGCCUUCUACUGAAUCGGAAGGCGGUGGUGAUAUAGCAGAACUUGCAGCUGACUUGGAGUUAGAUGAAGCAGAUGGACCCAGUACUAAUGGAGAGAGACAAGCAGUUUUGGCACCUCCUGAGACUGAGUGGUACCAUGGCCGGCUUGACCGCUAUACCUCAGAGGAAAGAUUGUGGGCAGCAGGGAAAUUAGGCAGUUAUCUGGUCCGUGAAAGUGAUAGGAAGCCUGGAUCAUAUGUUUUGAGCUACCUGGGUCGCACUGGGAUUAACCACUUUAGGAUAACAGCAGUAUGUGGCGACUACUACAUCGGCGGCCGUCAGUUCGAUUCCCUGGCGGAAUUGGUCGGAUUCUACAGUCAUUGCUCGGACUUACUGAAGCGGGAACGGCUCGUGGAACCGGUGCCCCCUCCCGAGCCUGUCAACGAUAAGAAGAGAGUUGUGGCUAUACUUCCAUACACGAAAAUGCCCGAUACAGACGAAUUAACCUUUCAGAAGGGUGACAUUUUCUUCGUACAUAAUGACAUGGGCGAUGGCUGGCUGUGGGUCACUGCACAUAGAACCGGUGAGCAAGGAAUGAUCUUCAGGGAGUUGGUGGAAGACCUCGACCCGUCUAUCGAUCCGAACACAGUAUUCUCAUGGUUCCAUCCCAAUUGUACCAAAAGCGAGGCAGUUGAUAUGCUCGUAAAGGCCGGGCCGGGGAGCUUCCUCGUGCGACCUUCGGACAACUCCCCUGGGGACUACUCCCUGUUCUUCCACAUCAACAAUCAGAUCCAAAGGUUCAGGAUCGAGAAGAAAGGCGUCAGGUACCUGAUGGGUGGGCGCACCUUCGAGUGUUUGGACGCGGUGAUAAAUAGAUACAGGAAGGAGCAGAUUGUAGAAGGACAUACUUUGGGACAGCCGCUUAUAGCGGAGGGGCAUGUGAUCGAGCCACAACAGAACGCCACAGGCGCCGCCGCCGAGAAAAUAUAUGCGACAUUGCGCGAGUGCAGAGACCAAAUCGGCCUUAAAAAGAUGAAGGGCAUAAAGCACCAAGGUUACCUCAACAAGAAAUCUGACAAAGCUGCCAAAAAAUGGAAGGCCUUAUACUUCGUUCUCCUUCAAGAAGGAACCGAUACGCAUCUCUAUUUUUACGAUUCGCCGAAACGCACGAAGCCGAAGGGACUCAUCGACUUAUCAUGCGCAUAUCUUUAUCAGGUACACGAGUCACUAUGGGAGCGCGAAUUUUGCUUCCAGCUAGUAGAGCGCGCAUUACCGUGUCUGUCCACUCACACGUUCCUGGCGGCCAACAGUGCGGCGGAGGAACGCGCCUGGCUCGAAGCUCUGCGGCCCUUGUGCGUGCCGCAGCAGGCGAGGCAUCAGUGCAAGGUGCCCCGCGUGGUGUGGCUGCGCGCGCUGCGCGUGCGCUGCCUGACGGCGCACCGGCUGCCCGCGCGCCUGGCGCCGCGCCCGCACCUGCGCCUGGCGCUGGGCGCCGCGCCCGUGGCGCGCACGCGCGCGCGGCCCUCGCCCGACCCGCACUGGGACGACGAGUUUGUGUUCGAUGACGUACCUCCAGAUGUAACUUCUUUCACCAUCACUGUUCACAAUACGGGGAAACGUGGCAAAGAAUCAGAGGUGGCAGAGUUGACAAUUGAACUGGCAAAUCUGGCCAACGGUGAAGAGAGUGAAGAAUGGUAUCCACUGGCCGGCAUGACGCCGAUAGGAGAGUGGGGAUCGCUCAGAUUACGUAUAAGGUAUAUGCAAGAGUUGGUGAUGCCGCGCGAGGAAUACAAUCCAUUACGUCAAUUACUAUUGGAACCCGGUUUGCCCGCCGUAAAAGCCUUAGCCGAGAUGUGUAGGACUGAUAGGCAACCACUUGCCACUUCGAUCCUCCACGCGUUCACGGAGUGCGGGCGCGGCGCGGAGCUGGCGCGCGAGCUGGCGGCGGCGGAGGUGGCGCGCGAGGCCGACCACCGCGCCAUGUUCCGCGCGGCCUCGCUGGCCACGGCCGUCGUCGACGAGUUCAUGCAGGCGCAGUGCAAGCCCUUCCUGCAGGCCGCCAUAUCGGAAACGAUCCAGAAGUUGAUCGACUCAAAGCAAUCAGCGGAAUUGAACCCCACCAAGAUGGACUCGCCCGACGACGCCUGCAACAAUGCUGAAUUCUUACUCAUGGUUCUCGAUCAGAUAACGCUGUCGAUCUUCACGUCGCCGGAAGCGUGUCCGCGGCCGGUGCGGUACCUGUGCGGCUGUCUGCAGCGCGCCGCCGUCGCCAAGUGGCCUAACGAGAGAUUUGUCCGCACCAGGGUCGUAUCCGGCUUCAUCUUCCUCCGGCUGAUCUGCCCGGCGCUGAUCUCCCCGCGGGCGUGGGGUCUGGUGACGUCCUCGCCGCCGCCGCACGCGCAGCGCUCGCUGCUCAUGGUGGCCAAGUGUCUGCAGAACCUCGCCAACCUCGUCGAGUUCGGAGCCAAGGAGCCUUAUAUGGAGGUUGUGAACCCAUUCAUUCUUAAGAACAAGGAACGCAUGGUGGUGUUUUUGGAUCAACUAAGCUCUGUGCCCGACCCCGGCAACGCACCGCAUAAUUCAAAUAAUAACUUUGAUAUUGCGAAAGAACUGGCGACCCUCCACCACAUUUGCGUGUCGCACCUCACCGAGCUACAGGGCCUGGGGAAGAGCCAGCCGGCCAUCAGGAAACUGGUGACUGUCACCGAGAUGCUCACCAAACACAAGCACAAGUACCUCGAGAUGAUCAGAUAGGACACAGGGUAAUGUGCUUCGUAGACAAGCGGUAGAGUUAGUCAUAAGUCCUCCGGCUUAGGAUAAGACACUAUACCUUAGUCGUAUACGCAUAGUCAUUGUUAGCUUUAGCCAUUAUUUAGCAUUAUAUUAAUAAGCAUUUUAUAUUUUCCAUUCAUUUGUGGGCUUCCUUGUGCCAAAGUUUUGGGCUUAAUCAGCUUACAAGAAGCGAAAUGUAGUAGAACUGCUGUCACCAAAAUAAAGAUAUACUUACCGAUAAGACUUACUUGUUUUAAAGGAGUUAUAAACAUUCUAUACGACAUCUUAUUCAAGCCUCUUUGUUUUGGUGUACUGCAGACUUUAAGUUUGUAAGUUUGAUUUAUAUUUAAAAUUAUUUUGAUAUGACUUACUUUUUUGUAUUUGUACACCUUGUGUAAGGCCUCUGUUUACGAAUUAAGUAGCAUUUAUUUGCGUAUUAAUAUAGCUCUCUAUAUUAGAAUUAAAUAUUUAUUACUUUUAUUUCCAACCAAGGCUACAUCUGAAUUUUUACACGUUAACUGAAAUCGAUGAGAUGUGUAAACUUAAGUCAAAAUAAGAAAAUAAUUGCACUAAUUUAUCUUUUCAUUACCUUGAAAAACCUUUUAUAAAAUAAGCAACCGCAAAAUUAACAUUGUUUUUUUUAAAUUGAGUAUCUUGAAGUGAUCAUCAAUCAAUCAAAUGAAAUAAUCGUUCAAUACUUACGUAUGAUCGAUCUUAUUUAGAAUUUAUAUUCAAGUAUUAUAUACAUAAGUAAUGCAUUAUUAGCAUUAACUCUAGUUGUAGUCUUAGGAUAACAUUUGACCAUCACUCAUGAGACACCAAAAAUGUACUAGUGAAAGUAUGAAUGUGAUAGUUGUUCGCGUCGUAGGAUGGUGUUCUUCGAAUUAGACAUUUGAAUGUGACAAUGCACUUACAUUUACGCAGUGCACCGUGACUAUAAUUAUUGAUUCUCUGUGAUAAUUAUUAAUUAUUUCUUCUUGAAUAAUAAUUGCAUUUUUGUACUGUGAUUUUAUUGAUUUUGAAUUGGUAUUUACAUUUUUCUAUUUUUCACUUGUUGCUUUUAAGGCCAUGUUGUGCUUGGUGACAGUGGAAUAAGCGCUAUAAUAAUCUAUUCUGUUUAAUGUUGUCACAAAUAUAUAACCAAAACUUGUUUACUAUCACCAAGAACUUUUUGGCAUAUAGUAUUUUGAAUAUACCAGUGGGCCGUUUUGAUACAUUAUCCGAAUGAGCCGGAGACGUGUAAUCUAUGAGCUCCUCUAUAAGUACAGUAUACCACUUUUGCAAUUUAUGUACAUGUACAAGUUACAAUGUACCUGUGCAGAAGUCUAUUUUUGGUUUGGCUCGUAAAAAUAUUUGACCCUUUCAGAGCGCGCCAUUUGAACCCGUGAACUGUCCACUAUUAUAAGCCAGAUAGCAGACUAUAUUUUGUUUUUGGAGUUUAUGUUCAAUAUACUUGCAAUAAGGUCGUUAUUUUAUUGAGUUAUGAUUUGGUUGAUUCGGCGGUAGGCUGCGCUAUUCUGCCCCAUAUUGCCGAUGCGUCUCAAAAGUGGUAGUACUUUACCUACAAACAAAGCUUUUAUAAUGUGGCCCACUGUACUCGUACUAUAUUGUUUUUGACGUCACUAUGAUACCUUACUGGGCUGAGCCAUUAUGUUGUCGUUAAGUUAAAAUUCAGAUGAUAUUGUCGCUUGAAUAUUAUACAUUGAUUUGUCACAUUUCUUGCUCAAAUGACCGUUUAGUUGUUGGUGGUUCAUAUUUAUAGUGCCAUAUAACUGUACUUAUUUUUAUUGUAUACCCGGCCUGGCUUUGCACGGUGUCUUUUGAAGAUUGUUUUGUAUUUUUAACACAAACAGAACAACCUUUUAAAAAUUGAAUACACCUUCAAAAGAAAAGAAAGCUAAGAAAAAGAGGCGGGCGGCGGGUCAGGGUGACUUUGUGUUUUACUGUGUCGUGAUAAAUGUCAGUUAUACAUCACAAUUUUUUUAAGAACAUUUAAGCUUGAGCCUUUUUUGUCUUUGGUUAAAGAUUUUUGGAACUUCAUGGUAUUUUAUAAUUUAAAUAGAAGCAUGGCAUUGUAUGCUUUGUUGAUUGCGAUGUUUUUUUGGUUUACUCAUAGCAUUGAUUUAUACAAAUAAUUUAAUCAGCACUAUUAUUUAUUUACCAAAUCCAUGAUAACUUCUUAAAAUAUAAACUGAUCAUACAGACUGCCAUAGACUACGAACUAGUAGAGAACAUCAAAGCAUCGAAUUCAGAACAUUCAUAUUUAUUUGCCUAGAGUUAGCUUGUAGGCGUUGUGAAUGUGUCGCGCCGUAUUUAAGUGAAUUAUUUAGCUUAUGAUAGGGACAAUGUCUAGACUGAUUUACGCUCCAAUUAGAUGUGGUAGUAAUUAUUAAAGUAAUGCACUAGAUUUUCCAAGAAAUUGUAACAAAAGGUGAUAAUAUUGCAAUAUUUCGGCCCAAUCGAUAUGAAAAUUUUUGAUACUAAAUUUGGAGAUAAACCAUUAGAAAAAACAAAAUAUUGACCUGUUAAAUUUUUGAAACGUUUUACACACUGUUUUAUUUUUAUUAUUAAAGAAAGUAAGUAUUGAAUUACAGCAUUGGGAAUUGUAAUAUUUAGCACACAUGCUCAGUUAACUGCCACAUUAUUAUGAUUAAAUUUUAAUAACAAAUUUACUUGAAUUU